AUGACCACCACCGCCGCCAACACAACCCACCGUUGUAGCCAUCCUACGCCACCGAAAUCAACCACCCCACUACCACCGACCACCACCGCCACCACCCACCACUGUGGCUACCCUACACCACCGAACACCAGGGCCACUGCCACAUUCCGCCACCAAACACCGGUGUCACCGCCGUCAACAAUUGUCGCUGCCACCACCGCUACCCGCCACUAUAACCCGCCGUCGUCGUCACCUUCUGCCACCGAACACCGGACCACGACUACCCAAUAUCACCAGCCACCACCCACCGCCAUCGCCACCCUCCACCACCGAACACCGACGUCACCGCCAUCGACUACCACCACUACCCACAACCGCCAACCAUCGCCGAUUUUAUUCUUGCUUCUUCUCCUGCCUACCAAACAAUACAAGGUGAUGAUUCCUUUCAUUCUCACAUGA
Molecule: messenger RNA, 438 nt
Organism: Helianthus annuus (common sunflower)
Lineage: Eukaryota; Viridiplantae; Streptophyta; Magnoliopsida; Asterales; Asteraceae
Product: mucin-2-like
Exons: 1
Coding region: 1-438 (145 amino acids)
Source: RefSeq, a predicted model, not a curated record